Messenger RNA from Entelurus aequoreus (snake pipefish), 1196 nucleotides. RefSeq lists its product as uncharacterized. The record is from RefSeq and is a predicted model, not a curated record. The coding region runs from base 114 to 728 and encodes 204 amino acids. The transcript is spliced from 2 exons. Lineage: Eukaryota; Metazoa; Chordata; Actinopteri; Syngnathiformes; Syngnathidae.
AUUCGCUGCCUACAUCAGCCACCGGCCUCUCUCCCUUUCAUUGUGCCUUAGGGUACCAGCCUCCUCUCUUUCCAGAGAAUGAGUCAGAAGUGUCGGUCCCCUCCGCCCAUGCCAUGGUCCGACGUUGUCGCCGCAUUUGGGCAGCCGCCCGUCAAGUAUUGACUAGACAACAAGAUCGGAUGAAGAGAGCGGCAGACCGCAAGAGACGACCUGCGCCUGCGUACGAACCCGGUCAGAGAGUCUGGCUUUCAGCCAAGAACUUACAUCUCAAGGUCACAUCAAGGAAACUGGCACCACGCUUUGUAGGUCCAUUCCCAAUUACCAAGCUCGUCGGACCUGCAGCGGUUCGGCUUCGUCUGCCCCGAUCCCUCCGCGUCCAUCCCACCUUUCACGUCAGUCAGGUCAAACCAGCCAAAGAAAGCACCAUGGUCCCGGCCACCACGUCCCCUCCACCACCCGAAGUAAUUGAAGGUGGACCAGUAUACAAGGUUAAACGCUUGUUGGCAGUGCGCAACCGGGGUCGGGGCAGACAAUUCCUGGUGGAUUGGGAAGGAUAUGGACCCGAAGAGAGACAGUGGGUUCCUUCCCGCCACAUUGUCGACCCCACUCUCAUCAGGGACUUCUACAGAGACCACCCCGAACAGUCUGGGCCGUCCGGAGUCGGCCAUAGAGGGGGGGGUACUGUCACACCGUGGCCACUUGCCCUUCCUCCUGUGUCACUGGUCUGAUGUCUCUCCUGAUUGCCUGAUUGUGUCCACCUGUGUCACCCUCCCUCAUGUGUAUAUAGUCCUCGUCUUCCCCUGUCUUGUUGCCAGAGUAUAUCGUCUCGCUACGUACCUCCAGCCUUGUCCACAGCCUUGUUCACAGCCAUCUACCAACUUUGAUAAGUAUUGUCUCGCUUUGUUUAUUGAUUCCUUUGUUCCCUCUGAGAGAGUGAUUUUCUUUUGCUAAGUUUUUGGUCAAGUCUUUUUGUAUCAAUUUUCAUAGUGCCUUGUCUUCCUUUUUUCCCCUCCUUCUGGAGCGCUUUUAGUUUUCAGGCCUCUCAAAUAUUUCAUACAUACUUUCUGUUUAUAGCGUCUCAACCUUUUAGCAUGAGAGAAUUUCCUUUUUGUAGAUCAUUAUAGAUUGUUGGGUUUUUUUUUGUGUAUUCGACUCAUAUAACUUUUUGGCUAUUGCCUGUUCCUCCUUAUGGAGUG